AUGAAAGCAGUCCAGUUCAUGACCCCUUCCACCGGACUGGAAUACAAGGAGGUUCCCGUCCCUGUCCCCGCCAAAAAUCAACUUCUCGUACAGAUCAGGGCCGCUGGCCUCUGUCACACCGACUGGAACAUAGCAUCUGGACUAGACGAUACUUUCUUCUGGAAGCGUCCCAUCAUCUUGGGUCACGAAAUUGCUGGUGUGGUUGUUGAGAUAGGUUCAGAGGUCACCAAGUUCAAAGUCGGUGACCCUGUCGCCGCCGUAAUCGGUACUGAGCAUCCCUUGACAUUCGGAGAUGUGACCCGGGCGGCAGGCAUUGGUUAUGACGGUGGAUUCGCAGAGUACGUGGCGCUGUAUGAGUAUAAGACAGUGCGUAUUCCUGAGGGAGUUACUUUUGCCGAAGCGGCCGUUGCUACCGACGCCACUGCCACAGCAUAUCAUGCUGUUGUUGUCGAGGGACAGAUCUCUGCGUCAUCCCAAAUCGCCGUUAUUGGUUUGGGCGGUCUAGGUCUAUCGGCUAUCCAGAUUGCAAGCCUCUUCGGUUGCAAGAUAUACGGAAUCGAGCCUGACACCCGCAAAUAUGUGGCUGCUGUUCAGGCAGGAGCUUAUGCAUGCGCCAAAAGCUUCGACGGGUUCCCGGGAGUACGCUUCGACGCGGUGAUAGAUUUUGCAGGGACUGGUUCUACGACUGCUGCUGCUGCCAAGGUGGUGAAGCCUGGUGGUAAGGUCGUCCUGGUUGGUCUUUUGAGCAAGCAUACUACACUCGAUACACAGGAAUUGGUCGCACUGGGUGUCACGAUCAAAGGAUCAGCUGGCUCCUCUAUAUCUGAGGUUGAGAAGUCAUUGCAGAUGAUUGCGAACAAGGAGGUUCAGCCACUUCUGGAAGAGAUCCCUUUCAGCGGAAUUAAAGAAGGACUUGAUAGGCUUGAAAAGGGCAAUGUUAUUGGGCGUCUGUAUACUGACCCAACAAAAGCCUAA
Fusarium verticillioides 7600 is the source of this 975-nucleotide messenger RNA. RefSeq lists its product as hypothetical. The transcript has a single exon. The record is from RefSeq and is a predicted model, not a curated record. Gene Ontology annotation, molecular function: zinc ion binding; oxidoreductase activity. Lineage: Eukaryota; Fungi; Ascomycota; Sordariomycetes; Hypocreales; Nectriaceae. Bases 1 to 975 code for a protein of 324 amino acids.